Drechmeria coniospora is the source of this 2301-nucleotide messenger RNA. RefSeq names its product vacuolar ATP synthase catalytic subunit A. Bases 1 to 2301 code for a protein of 766 amino acids. Gene Ontology annotation, cellular component: proton-transporting V-type ATPase, V1 domain; fungal-type vacuole membrane. Gene Ontology annotation, biological process: proton transmembrane transport; ATP metabolic process. NCBI's taxonomy places the organism in Eukaryota, Fungi, Ascomycota, Sordariomycetes, Hypocreales, Ophiocordycipitaceae. The transcript has 7 exons. The record is from RefSeq and is a predicted model, not a curated record. Gene Ontology annotation, molecular function: ATP binding; proton-transporting ATPase activity, rotational mechanism; ATP hydrolysis activity.
AUGCAGCCCGGACUGCGGCCGAGGCUGCAGGCGCGGCCCUCGCUGCUGGACUUGCUGAUACGCCGCAGGAGGAGCGAGAGCGACGAUGCGCCUGGCCGGCCGAGCUCGCUGUUCCGUAGCAGUUCGUGUCCUGGUGCCGCGACGGUGACGGCUGCCGCAGCCGCUGGCCGCACGAGUACAUCGUCGCCUCCACUGUCGCCGCCAGCAGCUCCCACUAAUCCCGAUGCCAACCCUCCACCAGCGACGCCGCCGCCGCGGCCGCCACAACCACCGCCUGGAGCGCGAGCACCACUAUUAUUACCACCACCCUAUCCUGAGACCGCAGCUGUAGAGCUGCCGAGCCCAAACUCUCCACUCUCAACCUCAACCUCAUCCGCCUCCACCCCUCCGCCGUCCCCCCCACAGUCUCCCUCGCCGCUCUCCUCCUCCUCCAUCGUCGACGAAGAAGCCGAGCCGACCGACGCUCCGCCCAAGAUGGUUGCUAAGAAAGCAAACGACCACGAUGGCGAGGCCAUCCAGUAUGGCAAAAUCUUCUCCGUCUCGGGGCCCGUCGUCAUCGCCGAGGACAUGAUCGGCGUUGCCAUGUACGAGCUGGUCAAAGUAGGCCACAGCAACCUCGUCGGCGAGGUGAUUCGAAUCAACGCCGAUCAAGCGACCAUUCAGGUCUACGAGGAGACCGCCGGCGUCAAGGUCGGCGACCCCGUCGGCCGAACCGGCAAGCCCUUGUCCGUCGAGCUCGGCCCCGGCCUCCUCAACGGCAUCUACGACGGCAUCCAGCGGCCCCUCGAGGACAUCGCCCACGUGGCCAAGAGCAUCUACAUCCCCCGCGGCAUCGCCGUCCCCGCCCUCGACCGAGUCAAGAAGUGGGAUUUCACGCCGACGAUGAAGGUGGGCGAUCACAUCACGGGCGGUGACAUCUGGGGCACCGUCUUCGAGAACUCGUUCAUCUCGACGCACAGGAUCAUGCUCCCGCCCCGCGCCCGCGGCGUCAUCACGAGGAUCGCGCCCAAGGGAGCCUACACGGUGGCGGAGAAGAUCCUCGAGGUCGAGUUCGCCGGCGUCAAGACCGAGUACCCCAUGAUGCAGCUGUGGCCCACGCGCGUCCCCCGGCCGACGACGGAGAAGCUCGCCGCCGAUCAGCCCUUCAUCGUCGGCCAGCGCGUCCUCGACGCCCUCUUCCCCGGCGUCCAGGGCGGCACGACGGCCAUCCCGGGGGCCUUUGGCUGCGGCAAGACGGUCAUCAGCCAGUCGGUUUCCAAGUUCUCCAACAGCGACGUCAUAGUCUACGUCGGCUGCGGCGAGCGCGGCAACGAGAUGGCCGAGGUCCUCAAGGAUUUCCCCGAGCUCACCAUCGACGUCGACGGCCGCAAGGAGCAGAUCAUGAAGCGGACGACGCUCAUCGCCAACACGUCCAACAUGCCCGUCGCCGCGCGCGAGGCCUCCAUCUACACGGGCAUCACCGUGGCCGAGUACUUCCGCGACCAGGGCCUCAACGUCGCCAUGAUGGCCGACUCGACCUCCCGCUGGGCCGAGGCGCUGCGAGAGAUCUCGGGCCGUCUCGGCGAGAUGCCGGCGGACCAGGGCUUCCCCGCCUACCUCGGUGCCAAGCUCGCCUCCUUCUACGAGCGGGCCGGCAACGUCAAGUCGCUCGGCUCGCCCGAGCGCAGCGGCAGCGUCAGCAUCGUCGGCGCCGUCAGCCCGCCCGGCGGCGACUUCUCCGACCCCGUCACCACGUCGACGCUCAACAUCGUCCAGGUCUUCUGGGGUCUCGACAAGAAGCUCGCCCAGCGCAAGCACUUCCCCUCCAUCAACACGGCCGCCUCCUACUCCAAGUACACCAACGUGCUCGACAAGUGGUACGAGAAGGACUACCCCGACUUCCCGAGGCUGCGCGACCGCAUCAAGCAGCUGCUGACGGACUCGGAGGAGCUCGACCAGGUGGUGCAGCUCGUCGGCAAGAGCGCCCUGUCGGACCAGGACAAGAUCACCCUCGACCUCGCCAGCCUCAUCAAGGAGGACUUUCUGCAGCAGAACGGCUACUCCGACUACGAUCAGUUCUGCCCCAUGUGGAAGACGGAGUGGAUGAUGAAGCUCAUGGUCGGCUUCCACGACGAGUCGCAGAAGGCCAUCGCCCAGGGCCAGAGCUGGGCCAAGGUGCGCGAGGCCACGACCGAGCUGCAGGCCAAGCUGAGGCAGCUCAAGUUCGAGCUGCCCUCGGAAGGCCAGGAGGCCGUUUCCAAGAAGUACGAGGCCAUCCAGCAGACCAUGAUGGACAAGUUUGCCUCCGUCACGGACGAGUAG